Cetraspora pellucida is the source of this 243-nucleotide messenger RNA. The record is from the annotation of a GenBank genome assembly. Lineage: Eukaryota; Fungi; Glomeromycota; Glomeromycetes; Diversisporales; Gigasporaceae.
AUGCAACAAAAUACAAAAUUUCACAAAAAAACAACAUUAACUCUUGGACAAAAGCAAACUACAGCAAAGUUAACAAGUCCAAAAAAAAAAACUUUUAUGCUUUUGCCAGAAACUGAAAAUAAUGCAAAGACAACAAAAUUUUUAGAAACAACUAACAGUGCUAAAGCAGACCAAGAUAUAAACACUCAGACGAGUUGUUUUAUUGAUAAUACUUCUUUUAACUGGACCAACAUUAAAAUAUGA